Nematolebias whitei (Rio pearlfish) is the source of this 1613-nucleotide messenger RNA. It is a transcript of the gene rab5if, whose product is annotated as RAB5 interacting factor. The coding region runs from base 176 to 562 and encodes 128 amino acids. Gene Ontology annotation, biological process: mitochondrial respirasome assembly. The transcript is spliced from 4 exons. NCBI's taxonomy places the organism in Eukaryota, Metazoa, Chordata, Actinopteri, Cyprinodontiformes, Rivulidae. The record is from RefSeq and is a predicted model, not a curated record.
AACGUUUAGCCUCUGGAAUCUGUCAGCUCAGCGUAGCCAAGAUUCUUUUAAUACCUCCAAAUAUUCCCGUGUUCUUUUUUUCUUUUGUUUCGCUUUAGAGAUUUAAACCAUUUCUAAACUGUCAUCAAACUUGGUUUCCAACUUUGUGGCGUGUUUAAUUGAAGGAAAGAGCAGAAUGUCGAGCAGUACUUCAAAGCGUAAAGAAGAAAGUCAUUUGGCGAAUGGAGGUGUAAAACAGUCCACAUGGAGCAAAGCUUUCUGCAGUACUGCUGUUUGGGAAGAAAAGGAUGAGUUUUUAGAUGUGAUUUAUUGGCUCCGACAAAUUAUUGCAGUAAUCCUUGGUGUGGUAUGGGGUGUUGCACCACUGAAAGGAUUUCUGGGAAUAGCCAUUUUCUGUGUCAUCAACGCUGGUCUCCUGUACCUAUACUUCAGCAGCUUUCAGCAGGUUGAUGAAGAGGAAUAUGGAGGGACGUGGGAGCUCACCAAAGAAGGCUUCAUGACAUCUUUUGCUCUGUUUCUGGUGGUGUGGAUAAUCUUUUACACAGCUCUACAUUUUGACUGAGAGGAAUUCACAAAGAAUUAAAACAAACGUUUCUGUUGAUUUAAAUUGAAGAAACUAAAGAACUUCAUGGUGGAGGAAUCUCAGUUCUCCGUACAUACAUGGACCUCGGUGUGCAGUGCGCCAUAGGAAUCGUGGUGCACUGAACAAUUUCCAGCAAGAACACAGUGAUGAACAAAGUCAAAUGCUGUACAUCUCUAAUUUGAGGCUCUCCUUUUUAAAAAAAAUACAUUUUGCAUUAUUUGUCUUACCAUGCUACAUUUCAUGAGCGGAACAGUAAAGUUACAGAGCAAGGCGACUAAAAGUCAUAAUUUUGUUAUUAGAGUGAAACAACGCUGUAUUUAAUAAAUUUGUUUUGUAUCAUCACUCCUUAGUGCCGUUUUAAAGUUUUACUUUUAAAUGGUUGUUGCCUGUUUAGAAAAUGGGAAUCAACGUUAUCAGCUGCUGCAUGUGUUGCAGUUUUUAACAUAUUAAAAUGAAAUUUUUAUUAGGACAGUUUUGUCAGAUGUGUAAACAGUAAAAAAAUUGUAAGUAAUCAGAGCUGAUAUUUGACAUUAACAUCAAAACAAUUGCUGGCAGUCAUGACCAUGGUGGUUUGUUUCCAGUCUUAAUGUUUCAACAUGUUGAGUCUCACUAAAAUCUAUCCAAGAGGACAAAACUUGCCUGUUGUGAUAACAUGCAAAUGUGCAGUUUUUGGGCUGAACUUGAUCUUUGCACUGCCAUGAUUUACUUUCAGUGUCUGUCAUUUAAUUAAAAAAAUUAAAUUUAAUAAAUAUUUAAUUUUAGUUUCUCACAAGUAGCUUUCGCAUAAUUUUUUUUUGUCAAAAUUGAAACUAAUUUAAAGUCUGUACUAUGUUCUGUUUGUCAGAUCCAACUUGUAUUACAGAUUUAUUUGUAUUAUAUCUUGAUGGAUGUAACAUAUUUCUCAGUAUUUUAUUGGGAAGAGCUUUGGAGAAAGAUCUUAUGAUACUGUUAUAUGUGAUAUGCAGCUGGCGUUUUGAAAGGAUUGUAUUUUCUGAUCAAAUCUGUUGGAAUCAUUAAACGUGGGCUUCAU